Messenger RNA from Myotis daubentonii (Daubenton's bat), 1832 nucleotides. It is a transcript of the gene PDIA6, whose product is annotated as protein disulfide isomerase family A member 6. NCBI's taxonomy places the organism in Eukaryota, Metazoa, Chordata, Mammalia, Chiroptera, Vespertilionidae. Gene Ontology annotation, cellular component: endoplasmic reticulum lumen. Gene Ontology annotation, biological process: response to endoplasmic reticulum stress. The record is from RefSeq and is a predicted model, not a curated record. Gene Ontology annotation, molecular function: protein disulfide isomerase activity; protein-disulfide reductase activity.
UCCGGCCGCCCCUCCGCGGCGCCGGGCGCCUGCCUCGCGGGCCGAGGGCGGGACGAGGGCGGCGGGGGCGCGGCGCGGCGGAGCAGAGGCGGCGGCAGGACGCGCGGCGGCCCGGACGCUCGGCAUGGCUCGCCUGGUGCUCGGUCUGGUGAGCUGCACCUUCUUUCUAACAGCGAACGGGCUGUACUCCUCUAGUGAUGAUGUAAUCGAAUUAACUCCAUCAAAUUUCAACCAAGAAGUUAUUCAAAGUAACAGUUUGUGGUUUGUAGAAUUCUUUGCUCCAUGGUGUGGCCACUGCCAACGGUUAACACCAGAAUGGAAGAAAGUAGCAACUGCAUUAAAAGGUGUUGUGAAGGUGGGUGCUGUGGACGCGGAUAAGCAUCAGUCCCUCGGAGGCCAGUAUGGGGUGCAGGGGUUCCCUACCAUCAAGAUUUUUGGAUCCAACAAAAACAGACCAGAAGAUUAUCAGGGUGGCAGGACUGCGGACGCCAUCGUGGAUGCCGCUCUCGGUGCCCUGCGCCAGCUCGUCAAGGACCGCCUGGGGGGCAGGGGCUACAGCUCUGGAAGACAGGGUCGAAGUGAAAGCUCAAGUAAGAAAGACGUGAUCGAGCUGACGGACGACAGCUUUGACAAGAAUGUUCUUGACAGUGAAGACGUUUGGAUGGUUGAGUUUUACGCCCCCUGGUGUGGACACUGCAAAAACCUGGAGCCAGAAUGGGCCGCGGCAGCCACCGAGGUGAAAGAGCAGACGAGAGGGAAGGUGAAGCUGGCGGCCGUGGACGCCACGGCCAACCAGAUGCUGACCGGCCGGUACGGGAUUAGGGGAUUUCCUACAAUCAAGAUAUUCCAGAAAGGCGAGUCUCCUGUGGAUUAUGACGGGGGGCGGACAAGAUCUGACAUCGUCUCCCGGGCCCUGGACCUGUUUUCUGAUAACGCUCCGCCUCCUGAGCUGCUCGAGAUCAUCAAUGAGGACGUCGCCAAGAAGACGUGUGAGGAGCACCAGCUCUGUGUGGUGGCCGUCCUGCCCCACAUUCUCGACACGGGAGCGGCAGGCAGAAAUUCUUAUUUGGAAGUUCUUCUGAAAUUGGCAGACAAAUACAAGAAGAAAAUGUGGGGGUGGCUGUGGACGGAAGCUGGCGCGCAGUCUGAGCUGGAGAAUGCACUGGGGAUCGGGGGGUUUGGCUACCCCGCCAUGGCGGCCAUUAACGCGCGCAAGAUGAAGUUCGCUCUUCUAAAAGGGUCUUUCAGUGAGCAAGGCAUUAACGAGUUUCUCAGGGAGCUCUCUUUUGGGCGAGGAUCCACAGCACCCGUAGGAGGGGGGGCUUUCCCCACCAUCAGCACCAGAGAGCCUUGGGACGGCAAGGAUGGCGAGCUCCCUGUGGAAGACGACAUUGACCUCAGCGACGUGGAGCUGGACGACUUGGAGAAAGACGAGUUGUGAGGCUCAGCACAACUUGCGCCUUCUUUUCUUGGGAGCAGAUGUUUCCAGCAGUGGAGGAACGUUCUCUGCAAUCAGACGCAUCUACUGUGGCCUUGUAACCAAGAAGUAGCACUUGAUUGGUCAUUUGAAAACACUGCAACAAUGAACUUUUGCAUCUCAAGAAAACAGUGAAAAAUUCUAUGAAUUGUAGCCAGUGGAUGGGGUGGCUUCUGUCAAGUACUAUUUUGAAGAAAACUUCUGGGCUGUUGAAACACUUUCCCUCCCUCUGACUGCUGCUGGGGUGUUCUUGGAGGCUGUUUCUUAUGUCAGUUUUUUAAUGUGAUUCUUUCAUUUGAAUAUUAAUGGCUUUUCCAUGAAAGAAUAAAACAAUAUUUUGGACAAUGCCAACAAA